CUUGAGGGGAGUGGCCAGUCGGUGAUUGGAUUAUUUCCUUUUCCUAUCCUCUUUGUGAUUGGUAGAGCCUCCCAUGCCGGCUUUGGUUUUUCUGCCACUCUCAGGACAACUUCUUGCACUCCAGGACUGUACUUUGCUGCAAACUUGACCACAAGGAUUCCUUUGCUACUGAACAGGACUCAAGAAAAAGGAUGGAGAGAUGUCACUUCUUUGUUAUCCUGCUGUGUGGGAUCUUCAUAUCAGGAGUCCUCGGUGCUCCAUAUACAAAUUUUUCAAUUGAUUGUGAAACUUUGGUGCCGGACCACCCAGUUCAACCUCAGGAAUCUGAAUCUCCCUUUCAUGUUUCCUUUCCUUCCGAGCAAUAUAAUCCAGGAAGUGAAGUAAAAGUGAACAUAGAAGGACCGCCAGAUGCUGGAUUCAAAUGGUUCAUGCUGCAGGCCCGAGACAUUGAUAAAAACAUCCCUGUUGGCUCAUUUUAUAUCACAGAUCCAAAUACAGACACCUUUAAUUGCUAUAACCUAUCGAGUUCCACAUUAAUUCACAAGAACUCAGAUGAGAAGCACAAUAUCACAUCUGUUUGGAUUUCACCUGAUCCUACAAGAGUUCAGUUUGUAGCCACCAUCUUUCGUGAUCCUGAAACAUACUGGGUUGUUAUUCCCAGAACAGUUCUCUUUCCUAGAGAUGUGAAUAAGACUGCAAAUGUUUCUGAAGUCGUUGAUCAGCCCAAACUAAUGAAUGCAUCAGCAAGAAGUAGAAAGAAGUCUUCAUCUAUCAUUGUAAAAGUAAACUGUGAACAGGGUGGAACAUAUGCAAGCAGCAGUGAAUGUGCCAAGACUUCAACUUUCCAAAAUGGUGGCAACCAGGCCCAGGGAGGUCUAGUGUACCAAGGAGGGAUCAAAAAGACUGGAUGCAUUGGUGGUGGAACAGCUAGUGUUUACAACAAGUAUGGCUGUGGUGAUCCGGGUGUUGACUAUGGUAGCAGCAACUCAUAUGGACAAUCUGUUUCAACAAUGUCAAAUAAAGGAAAGGUCAUUGUGUAUGCUCCAAGCAACCCUUACCCACCUGAGCGCUCAACAUACACAUCGCAACUUGCCAACUCCAAAUACAAGCAUAUUCAGAGUACUAAAUACAGCGAGAAAAUACAGUCUCAGGGGUCAGGCUCACAAGGUGGUGUCCGUAUUACCGUUCAGACUGGACAACCUGGACAGAUUUGUGAUAAGACCUCAUCCUCUUAUAACAGCCAAGCCUGUAAAAUGAGCAUACAGUCUGUUUCCUCGCAGGGCAGCAGUUCUUAUGGUUCUCAGCAGGGUGGACCCUCUGUUAUAGUGAGCAGCGGUGGUUCCUCUCCUUCAGGCAGUGGGACCAAAAUUGUAUUUGGUGGCCGUGGACCAUCUUCUUCAGUUGGCAGCAGUGGAUCAUCUACAUUUGGUAGCAGUGGCGGAUCCUCUUCAAGUGGUGGCAAUGGAAUCUCUAUCACAUUUGGUGGAAAAGGAUCCUCUCCUUCAGGGAGCAGCACCGGAUCAUCUUCUACCUACAGCAGCAGUAGCAGCAACAGUGGAUCAUCUUAUACAAUUGGUGGCGGCAGCAGAGGAUCACCAGGUUCAAGUGGCAGUAGCCCUUGUGGUCAGGGAAAUACAUAUAGCGGUGGCAGUCCAUGUAGACCACCGGGUGGAUCAUCGCAACAAAACUAUGGAAACAGCCAGGGUGGACAAAGUGGAUCAUAUGGUGGCGGCCAGUAUGGACAGGGUGGGCAAAGUGGAUCAUACGGUGGCAGCCAGUAUGGACAGGGUGGGCAAAGUGGAUCAUACGGUGGCAGCAGUCAAUAUGGACAGGGUGGACAGAGUGGAUCAUACGGUAGCAGUAGCCAAUAUGGGCAGGGUGGUCAGAGUGGAUCAUAUGGAAGCAGCAGCCAAUAUGGACAGGGUGGACAGAGUGGAUCAUAUGGCGGUGGCCGAUAUGGACAGGGUGGACAGAGUGGAUCAUAUGGUAGCAGUAGCCAAUACGGGCAGAGUGGAUCAUAUGGUAGUAACAGUCAGUAUGGACAGAGUGGAUCAUAUGGUAGUAACAGUCAGUAUGGACAGGGAGGACAGAGUGGCUCAUAUGGUGGCAGCAACCAAUAUGGAGGGCAGGGCUCUCAGACCAGUGGAAGUUACAACAGCAACAGUUGUGAUAAUGGUGAUGUUUCUACUUAUGGUGCAAGUGCUCUGAGCUCAUCAAACUGCAGAGGCAAAAGGGAUCUAGCAACUCAAACAUUUAAUGAUUUCAUGAGAAAGAUCCGUGAAAAGAGAGCUCCAUCUCAUGAACUAAUGAGAAAGACUCAGAGUGAAAAAGUUCGUUCUCUAAUCAGGGCAAUUCGAAGUGAAAAUAUUGACACGUCUACUGCAGGAAGUAUUGAUACCUAUAAAGAGGCAGAAAGCUUUGCUACAAAUGGAAACUAUCAUGCAGAGAGUGGGUCAUCUGGCAGUGGCAACCAAUAUGGACAGGGUGGAUCUCAUGGUGCAGGCAGCCAAAAUGGACAGGGGUCAUAUGGUGGUGGCCCACAUGAACAGGAUGAAUCGUAUAUCGCAUAUGCAAAUAGUCGGGGAGAAUGUGUUUGCCCUGGUGCUCAGGGUGGACAGAGAGGACCAUAUGGCAGAGGUGGUCAAUAUGGACAGGGUGGAUCGUAUGGCGGUGGCAACCAAUAUGGACAGGGUGGAUCUUAUGGUGGAGGCAGCCAAUAUGGACAGGGAUCAUAUGGUCAUGGCUCAUAUGGACAGGGUGGAUCUUAUGGGGGUGGCAACCAAUAUGGACAGGGUGGAUCAUAUGGAGGUCAUUAUGGACAGGGUGGAUCUUAUGGUGGCAGCAGCCCUUACGGACAGGGUGUGCAUAGUGGUUCAUAUGGCAGCAACCAAUAUGGACAGGGAGGACAGAGUGGAUCAUACGGAGGCCAAUAUGGACAGGGUGGAUCAUAUGGAAGGGACAGCCGCUAUGGACAGGAUGGGUCCUAUGGGAGCAGUAACCAAUACCAUUAUGGACAGGGUGGGUCAUAUGGAAGCAACAAUCAAUAUGGACAGGGUGGCCAAAGUGGAUCAUAUGGCAGCCAAAGUGGGUCAUAUGGCAGCCACAGUGGAUCAUAUGGCAACAACCAAUACGGACAGAGUGGAUCAUAUAGUGGCAGCAGCCAGUAUGGACCAGGUGGAUCAUAUGGCAGCGGCAACCAAUACGGGAAGACCAACUCUUCCUCAGGAGGCAGUCGGCCUGGUGGACAGAACUCAACUUUUUCAGAAGGAAAUCAAACUGAUGGACAGGAUUCAUCCUCCCCUUCAGGCAGUCAGCAGAGUGGUCCGAGCUCAGCAUACUCUGGAGGCAGGCAGCCUGGUGGGCCGGGCAGAUGUUUUUGCCCCGGUGGGAUUUCUGCCUCUUCUUAUGGUGGACAAGGCAGUCAGUAUGGUGGUGGAUAUGGCAGCCAAUAUGGUGGUAGCAGCCAAUAUGGUAGCAGCAGCCAAUAUGGUGGUGGACGAGGAAGCCAAUAUGGUGGCAGCAACCAAUAUGGUGGUGGACGAGGAAGGCCGUAUGGAGGACAAUAUGGAAAUAACCAGUAUGGAGGUGGACGAGGAGGCAACCAGUAUGGUGGACAUGUAAGAACCAUGGCUGGUUCUCAAACCCACCAGUCUUCUGGCAAUAAUGCUGUCGGGAAGCAACCAGCCUUCAUCUUCAUUCUCUUCAGUAUUUUGAGUGCUUUUGCUAUCUCUCAUUCAAUCAUAUAUUAAUGGAUAAUAUAGACAUUUGAAGUAAUUCCAAGGAAAUGGCUGCUUUCAAGAUAAUACUGUUUUCUGAAUGAAGCACUUGAGUCAAAUUUAUAGAUUGGUAAACCCUACGUUCCACACCCAUAUACCUACUCUGUAUAUGAAUCGUUUAGUUAGUUUAGUUAUCUGUUUCCUUUGGUGUACUAUGCUUUCAUCCUGACAUGAAAUGGGUAUUUCAUUUGCUAGAAAUAUAGUGUUUUAUUUGCUUUUUGGGGAUAUAAUUCAUAUGUCAUUUUUAUUUGGUCAAAAUAGGAAUUUAAUACUUGUAAAGCAGUGGUUCUCAACCAGGUGUUUUGGCCUACAACUCCCAGAAAUCUCAGCCAGUUUAACAGCUGUUAGGAUUUCUUGGUGUUGAAGGCCUAAGCAUCUGGGGACCCUCAGGUUGAGAACCACUGUGUAAAGGAUCUGUGACCAAGAGGCUAAAAUCUACUUAUUUGAUGUUUAAUAUCUGCAGGAUUUAGCAUGUUUUGAAACUGUAUCCCAGUGUAAUAAUAGCUCAACAGUCUUUGAAUAUAUGAGGGCAAAGAUCCAGCCCUUGGAAAUACAUUUUGAUUUUCAGGUAAUGACCCAAAAUAUGAUACCAUUCAUGAAUGGCAGUCCUAAGUAUAUUUAUCACAUGUAAAUGGGCUUAAGCUGAAUGCGAGGAUUACAACUGGGAAACUGUGCUUGCAGCAAUAUCUCAGCAUUCCCCCUUCAUCAAAACAAAUACAGAUGUGUUGGACCAGGAGUGGGAGAUGUGCGGACCUCUUGAUGUUGGUUCAUUGCAUCUUCCAUCUGCCAUCAUCUAUUGAAGGAUGAAGGGAGUGGAAUAAAGUACAACUGGAGGUCCACAUGCUGCCCACCCCCAUGGUAGCCCAUAUACUGUAUAUACACAUGUAUAAGUCAAGGGCACAUCAUGGUACCAAUAUUGUGAAUUUCUAUAUUACUCGUGGAUGCAUUGGGUGUCACUCUGCACAGAGGGAGAAAGCACCGAUGUCGACUCAAGGACCCAUCCAUCCCUGGCCGCUGCCACCACAAUUUCUCUGACCAGACUUUUUUUUUUAAGCUAAAAGGAGUGCUAAAAAGAGAGAGUAUGGGAUAUGUGUGCUUUUUGAAGGUUCUCCUGAGAUUAGGAUGGUUCCUUUUUUAUGAGUCACAUUGAUCCAUGGAUAAGUCAACUCAUGCAUUUUUUGGUUGAUAUUUUGGCAAAUUUCUAGACUUAUACAUGAGUAUAUAGUGUAUGUAAGCAGAUCAUUGGAAACAAUGAUAAGGAGCAAAAGCUGACUUAGCCUGUCCUGGAACUACACCAUGUUCCAUAUGUGGCCCUUACAUAUAAUGCUGCACUUUCCUGGCCAAAACUACACUCCCAUCUCAAGAAGUCAGGCUUCCCUAAUCCUAGCUUCUUUCUGCUCUCCAGCCUAAUCUAGAAACUAUCUCAUGAAUACCAGGUACUAGUCACAAUCUGAUAAUGGACCAUUUCUCUUCCAUAUUGUAAUGCAAGAGUCUCUCAGAGAGAGAAUGUGGACAUGUAUUUUGCAAUCUUAAGAAUACCACUAUUAGGUUUUAUACAAUUGUUUUACCAUCACCACUACUAAACCUGAACCUUAUACUACCAGUCGCUGGGCUGUAAUAGACCUCUGAGAGAUCAUUCAACCCAAUCAAAAUCCCAUCACAAUGCAAUAAUUUUCCAUGAUCGCAUUUCCAAAGAGAAAUGUGAUAAUAGCAUAUAUAUCCACAUUGUGUUCAAGUGUCCUAGUUAUGAGUUAUCACUAUUGAAUUGUUUCUAACACCAAACCAUUAAAUAUAAUACAUUUUAUAUAACAUACAGCCUACUUUGUGUUGGCAUAAACAUAUCCAAAAGGUAGUACUUCAAGUAUUCAAAAACAUCCCAAUUUUUGUAACUAAUAAACAGAACCAAAUGAAUCCUAAAAUCCACAUAAAGCAAUAAGUGCCCUAGUGCCUUGAUAGUCAAAAUCCAGAAUCUUAAGGCUGCUCUUAAAUUUUAAAGAAAUUCUAUAAACUGAGUCCCCUUUGGGAAGAUAGGAUGGUCUAUAAAUAAAAUGUAUUAUUAUUAUUAACAGUCACUCAGUCAUAGCAACUCAAAAGUAACUUCAAUUACUUUAACUCUUGGAUAACUAUGUUUAGGAUUCCAGCCUAAGUGUUGUGUGUCCUUAGCAUUUUCAGGUUUGACCCUUAUCACUGAAAACCAUUCUGUUCACCUUUACGAGGAAUUUUAGGAUUCUGUAAAUCAGGUUUAUAUUUAAAACAAACAGACACAGCUAUAUAAGAAUUUUAAGAUGUAAUAUAAUUUGUAUUGUUCAUUGGAAUAGGCAUUAAAUUGUUCUAAUAAAGAUUAUUCGUUUCAUAUGAA
Messenger RNA from Anolis carolinensis (green anole), 6135 nucleotides. Its product is annotated as hornerin. The transcript has 69 exons. The coding region runs from base 192 to 3749 and encodes 1185 amino acids. Lineage: Eukaryota; Metazoa; Chordata; Lepidosauria; Squamata; Anolidae. Gene Ontology annotation, cellular component: membrane. The record is from RefSeq and is a predicted model, not a curated record.